AAAAUCAAGUGUUUGUUUUACGGUGCCUAAGUAUAUAGAGUUGUACAUGCAGGAAGUAUCUGCUUUUAGCUGGGUCCACUCUGCGGCAAUGGAAUGUCACCUUCCUCGUAUGCAACCGGAAUUACCCAUAUCGUCUCGGUUCAGAUAAUAGUUGAUCGAAAAAAAAACGCGUCACAACAAAACAUGUUUGCCCCACUUCGGAAAUAUGUCAAGAAAACAAGAUAAAGAAAACCUUUGCUGACCUUGACCUUUUGUAAAUUGACCAUAGCCAUGAACUACCAGAAAGCUUAUAUGAACCAAAUCUUCUCCAGCUCCUUAAUGGGGCAGGUGGCUGAAAUGUGGAGGAGCCAACUCCUGUGUGAUGCCAUCAUUAAAACAGGGAGUAAAGACACCAAGGCCCAUAGAUUAGUGUUGGUUGCUGCUUGUCCCAUGUUACAAACAAUGGAGAAUGCUGCUAUUGGUUCCCAUCUGGAAGUCAGACUAUCAGCAGACAUCAAACAGGAGUCAGUCCAAACUUUUCUGAAAUAUUUGUACGAAGGUUUUAUGAUGCUGACAGGAGACAAUUACAAAGAUAUAGAAAAAAUAGCAAAAAUUCUACAGGUAGAAAGUGUUGUACGCUGCUGUGCCGAUUUUAGCAAGUGCCUUGGUGAAAAAACAGGUUUACCCUGUGAGAAAAGGUUUAGAAUAAAAGAGAGUCCAGAAUCUGUUUAUGUUCGGUCAUCAGAUCUUUUAAAAGUACAGGAAACUGUGAAACGGCAUUCAGAAGGCGAAACAGUGUCACCUGAGGGAGAAAGUAAACGACAGAAGAUGAACAGACCAACACCUCCACCUCCUCUGCUCCUACCGAUGCAAAACAUAGCAAGCAACGAGAGGCUGUCUCAUGCAAUGGAUAUGGCCAGGAAUUUGGAGACAGACAGGUCAUUAGGAGUAAUGGAGGCUCAAUAUUCUCCUCAGGCUAUUCAAACCCCCAGGUCAUCUACAAGUGAAGUAGAAAUCAUGAAGGAUAGUAUUGAAAUUGUGCAUCGUGAACCUCCCGAUCCUAAUAAUAUCAACCAAUCAGAGCCUCCCAUACAACAGACAAUGGCUCUUUCAGUGGCCAGUAGAAUUUCAAGUGAUCAUGAUACACAAGUUGUUAAUAUGACAAAUAUUCUACCUCAUUCCAGGGCAUCCUCCUCACAAAAUUUUCAUAAUGUAGGCUCACCGCAUUCCUCCUCACGUAAACAAGAGGCAGCUCAUUCCAUGGACUCUGCACCCAGGACCCCAGAAACUCACAAAACUCACGAUCGACGACACCUUCUGACAGGGGAGACACAUUCCAGAUAUCAUCAUCAUCAUCGACAGAAUUCCCAUGAGAUGCCUCAUAGAAAACAGGAUUCCUACCCAUCUAAUCUACCCUCCAGCGAGAUACUAGGGACGAGUUUACAUGACCUGAGCUCCAAGUCGGUAUCCUCACCAUCGUUAUCCUCCCCUCAGCCUUCAUCCUCAUACAGACCACCGAUUCCCCAUCGACAGCCCACUGCAGCCCAAAUGCAAAAAUCUUUCAUGCAACCCAUUUUCAGGCCGGGUCUUUUUGAUGGGCGACCAUUUGCAGGCAUUCCAAUUCCUUUACGUCAAAUGACGGGAGGGAUGCUGCCCACUUCUCUAGGCCCUCCUCUUCAUAUGUCAUACCAUACAGAGGACCCCAGCAAGGACCUUGGUAGUACCUCAUCUGUACCCAGUUCUCCUUGUACCUCAAGUGCCCCUGAUCUUUCUGUAAUUAAAAGUGAAGAACCACAGGAAAAUGAGGAACUACAUAUAGACAUUCCAGAGGAGAGCACAUCAGGAACCACAACUCCUUAUAAUAAUACUGAAGAAGAGCCCCCUGGUGAUGACAGCAGUAAUGCAGGGAGUGAAGGGGGAUCACUCUGGCAAGACAACUCUGUCAAAGAUGAUGAUGAGUCAGUGGGCGUAGUUGACCUCUGUGGAGUGGACUCGAGCGAGUUAGCUUGUCGUUACUGUAAUGUCCAAUUCCCAGACCAUUCCGCCAUCAUGGCACAUUUCUCUUCUGUCAAAAAUCAUGAAUUCUGUAAAAUCUGUCCCCAGUGCUACAAAGGAUUCAAAUCUAGCAAAGGUUACCGAAACCACCAGAAAAUGCAGCACACUGACGCUGCCGACUGCCCGUCUUGUGACAUUUGUGGAAAACGAUUUCCUGCUCUUACCCAUGCUGUUCACGAUGUGUAUCAUCUCUGGGAGUUCAUUCGGGACCUUUUACACGACCCUAAGUACUGCCCUCGGCUAAUUCGCUGGGAGAAUGCUGAUGAUGGAGUGUUCCGAGUCGUCGACUCAGCAGAGGUAGCGAGUCUCUGGGGCAAAACGAAGAAAUCGACCAAAAUGACUUAUGAAUAUAUGAGUCGUUCACUUAGGUACUGUAGGACUUUGGGCUAUUUCGCUGAUCUGCCAAAAAAUGCAGGCUAUCCCAAGAAACUGUGCUUCAAAUUCGGCCCGAAAGCCCAUGGAUGGCACCCCAAGACAGAGCAUAAGGAACAGGAAGUUGAGCCACCAGCACCACCUAGCUGGAUCACCAUGAAAACUUCCCAAAAGGAUGAUGAACCAAUGAACCUUGUCACGCGUAAAGCUAGUGAUCAGAGUGAGUCUAUGAGCAGAUCUACGUCUGGUGAGAAUAUAUAUUCCCACACAGUAAGUGAACAUUCCAGGAUUGUGGGGGAACAUUUUGCUGCUGCAGCAGCCUCUAUAGAACAGAGAAUGAAAGAACAGCAAAAGUCUUCAGACGAUUCAGAUCCCAUUUGAUUUUUGAACAUGUCUUGGAAUUUGACGUCAUCUCUUGACCACCUGACCAUUGAUGACGUAAACUUUACUUUGGUCAAGAGGUUCUGGUGGAACAUAGCCUUUUGUUUACUAUGUCUAAUUUUUGGGAUUAUCGGGAAUUCGAUAGUGAUCCUUGUGUACCAUACCAAGUUAAAGUCCCAGAUAGAAGAACGGUUCUUUAUUCCUAUAUUGGCCUUCCUUGAUCUCUUAGCAUGCGUGAUGGUGUCCAGUGUAAUGCUAGCUAAAUCUUUUUAUCCUGUUAAGUUUCAGGACCAUUAUGCAUGCAGCACCUUGACAUAUUUUGGAUUUUCUACGUCUUCGAUGGCUUUAUUUAUGCUAGCCAUCAUAGCGUAUCAUAGAUUCCAGAAGAUCGUUCGACCUUUUGGAUACCAAAUGAGUCUCCGAGUUAAACAAUACACCAUUCUCAUUGUUGGAACCAUAUCAUACAUACUAUUCACGCCUGUUUUCUACGUUUAUGGGAUUAAAGAAAUCCAAAACCCAGAGACAAAUAUUACCUAUUUCACAUGCUCUGCGCCAUCCAAGGGGACGUCAAAACAAGCUAUGUUUGUCUUUCAAGGUAUUCUGAUUUGUAUUUAUUUAAUAUCAAUAAUUUCUAUGGCUAUCAUGUAUUUCUAUGUGGCUAAGACUUUGCGGGUGAGAAUAAAAGCCUCUAGAAAGCGGAAAGAAAUCCAUAGUUCCCAAACACUCAACAGCACCGUGAUAGUUCGAAUGGACGGAUGUGCGAAAACAAAUGGCGGCGAAGCCAUGUCAAAGGAACAACAGGUACAGCAGCUGAUAAAGGCGCCAAACAUCACGGACACGUACGACACUUUACAACUCCGGCGGAAGAGCUGUCAUAAACGGAAGGGACACUUCUCUCUCUACAGGUACUCCUAUAUCUUUAUGAUCAUUACCAUCAAAGCCAUUCUGUCGUACGUGAUCCCGUGGAUUCUAGUCAUUGUGAAAAGUAACGAUAAAUCUCCAUGGACGGAGCUGAAUCAGCGUCUACUGAUACUGCGCUAUCUGUAUAUACUCAGUCACAUCACUAACCCGGUUAUAUACGGAUUAAUGGAUAAAACAUUCCGUAAACAACUUAAAAUGGCUAUCUGUGAAAACCGUUCUCAACAGUAUAUAAUGAAUGGUAGUGGAAGCAACUGAAAGUAAUGGCAAGACAUUUGAAAAAGUUAAGGUUUGCUUUGGAGACUGGUACAGUUUUACAGCCUCUCGGUAGUGUUAUAUUUUAGUGGUAGUGAUGAUACAGUGGGGGGCAAUGGCCAGAGGAGGAAGCCAUUAAUUAGUCAUGAUCAUCUUCAACUAAAAAUAUCACUUGACUCAGAUCAUGACGAGACAAAGAGAGGAGAGAGAGAGAGAAAAAAUAGAUAUACUUUUUAACUUAUCCCCCCAAUUGUAAUAAAAUAUGGAGAUAUAUGUAACAAAAUUUCUAUUCUACAUGGCUCCCUUUUUGAGAACUAGAUCAUUUCACUCAUUAAGAUUUUAUUGUUUUUUUUAUUAUACUCAUUAUAUACACAUGGUACCAUAAUUACUAACAGAACAAUCCAUUAUCGUCUUCAAGUAAUGACAAAUUUGAGUAACAUUAGUAGAUUUGAAGUAUUAUCGGAUAUAACUGCAUAAAGCACUUGUUCUGACCGAUGGCUUUCCUUUGUUUUUUUUUUUUUGUUUUUUUUGUUUUUUAUGACAACAUUUACACAAGAUGUAAUAAGAUAUCAAUUAUUUUUACCAAAGCGUGUUUGUAUGGAAUGAGAUCUUAGAAUCUCGACUUCGACAAAAAGGUUUCUGUAGAUAAACCAAAAUUAAAUUGGACCAGUAUCCGUUUUUGUCAGUGACUAGUAUUUUGUGAUGAUAAGGAUUUGACAAAGUUAACUCCGGAUAUAUCUCUUUUUUUGACUUGUUUAAUACCCUACAUUUAACAAAUCAGGUUUGCAUCUGACUGACGUAAUUUUGCACUUCCUGAAGAGGUUAGACACUAUGGAUCUCUGUAAUCACCACCACAAUUAGUGAAAUUUACUUGGCCUGCACUUAAAAAUGCGAAAUAUAUGAAAUGCGUUGACCCAAAUGUGUUGCAAUGUAAACGUCUUACAUUGAAAUAAAAUUGUAUGCAUUCAUUUUUUAAAAAGAAUUGAAUAAAGAUACUUUAUUAAGAA
This is a messenger RNA of Saccostrea echinata, 4967 nucleotides long. RefSeq lists its product as uncharacterized. Gene Ontology annotation, molecular function: sequence-specific DNA binding; G protein-coupled receptor activity; protein binding. Lineage: Eukaryota; Metazoa; Mollusca; Bivalvia; Ostreida; Ostreidae. The transcript is spliced from 8 exons. Gene Ontology annotation, cellular component: membrane. Gene Ontology annotation, biological process: G protein-coupled receptor signaling pathway; regulation of DNA-templated transcription. The record is from RefSeq and is a predicted model, not a curated record.